Messenger RNA from Ramularia collo-cygni, 4503 nucleotides. RefSeq lists its product as uncharacterized. The transcript has a single exon. The record is from RefSeq and is a predicted model, not a curated record. The coding region runs from base 1 to 4503 and encodes 1500 amino acids. NCBI's taxonomy places the organism in Eukaryota, Fungi, Ascomycota, Dothideomycetes, Mycosphaerellales, Mycosphaerellaceae.
AUGUGGUCUCACAAGUGCAUCAAAGCUGUGCUCGUCCUGCUGGGCGCCUACUGUGCGAGGGGUCCCGUCACCGACCUCGUCACCGASCUCAACAACAUCAAUGCGUUCACACCCGGCGACUACGCAUCGCCACAACACAUCAUCAUCGAACCGGCUUCCUUCGCGACCGCUCUCUCCGCGUCCGCGCCUCCUCCCUCCGCUCUCUCCCUCGGCUUCUCGUCAGCCAGCGGUAACCAUGUUGGCAACAUCACCGGCAUGGACCUCGAGCAGUGCGCUGCUGUAGAGUCGCUGGCCGAGACUUCUCCCUGGGCGGCGCAUAUUCACCGCGUCAUCCUCUUCUUCCUUCUUGCGCGCGCUGCCAUAAUCACAGCAAAGCGCUCUACCUACGCGCGCGCUCUUCUUGCCCGCUGCUCUCUCGUCCUGCGCUAUGUCGGCCCCGUCUUUACAGUGGCUCUCGCCAUGACGACAGCAACGGGCGAUGCCCGAUCCCUGGUGGAGCUCCUCCCCCAGUGGUCGCAGCACCACCUCGCGCCAUGGACCGGACACCUUGCCGCCCUCUUGGUCUUCUUGCAAAUCCUCUAUCAGUGCUCCCUUCUCGGCGCUGAUGGAGCUCUCGUCGCUCGCAUUCGGGAAGCUAUCGACAACAAGCGCGAGCUCCGCAAGGAGCGCUUGAGCCAUGCAUCCAGCCUUGCCCACAUCAAGGCGCUUGAGAAAAUUGUGGAUUGCGCACUCACGCGCGGUCUUCAACUCGAGAGGCAGGUCGAUUCGCAAGCCCAGGAGUUCCAGGCUAGGCUCCACAGGGCAAAUUUGCGACAGCACAGCCAGGUCGUCUACAAUGUUCGACGUUUGAGGUCUUCUGCGCAGGAGCAGGUCGACAGCAUUCCCGAGCGCAAGCGCGUACCGCGCGCUGUAAAGGCCGGGACGCCGUGGAAGGGAGCAUGGAAGGACGAGUCGGACGAAUCUUCGGAAGAUGAGUCUGAAAUCGAGACUGUGGCCGUGAUCAAAGACAAAAAAGUCGAAGAAGAGCCCAGAAAGGAGCUGGAAGUCAAGACUCAAAACGGGAUUGACGAAGUCAAGGUCGAAGAAGAAGACAGCAAAGUCGGCCAUGAACAUACUCACGUCCAGACUCCAGAACAGGAGCCGGAACCCCUUCUCCCAUCCUCCUUUGGCGACAGAUCCGGCGGCGCCGACAAGCCCGUUCACGGGUUGGGCUCGUUUGGCAGCAGCUUUGGAAACUAUCGCCAGACUUCUUGUGAAUCGGAAGAAGAUUCCGACGAUGAUAUUGAUGAGAGCUUGGUCAGCAGCUCUGGAAAUUAUCGCCAGGCUACUUGCGAAUCAGAAGAACAGUCCGGUGAUGAUGUUGACGAGAGCUUGGUCCAUAGCUCUGGAAAUCAAGACCGAGCUCAUUGCGAAUCUGCAGAGGAAUAUGGCGAUAGUGGCGACAACGAUCCUACUCAAAAGUCGCACUCGAGCGCGGCCUCAGCAUCUUCCGAUGAAUGGGAAGAUCAGAGUGGAGACGAAGGUGGAGACGAAGAUGAGGAGGAUGAGGAAGAUGAAGAAGAAGUGAGUGGUGACGAGGAAUGGAGUGAUGACGAGGAAGGAGAUGAUGAUGAGAACGUCCAGAAUGAAGGCGAUGCUGUACAGUCCGUCACUGGCAACGCUCCAGAUGAUCAGCCGAAUAUCAUCCUCACCUCCUUCUUCCCCGACAGACCAGGUGGCGCCAACGACCCAAUCCACCGGGCCAAGUCUAGCGGCAUCUUCGAUAACCUGCCUAAGAAGGACACAUCCAACAUCGUCUUCAGCUCCGCAGACCUGUCGCGGGUGUUCCGAAAGGAAGAUGAUAGCGAGAGCGAUAGCGACGUCGAGGGCGGUAAAGUUGAGGUUGCCAAAGUGCACCGUGGGAACAAGAAGGGAAGUGUCGCUCCAGAUACUCUCAAGCCCACACCUAGCACYGUCGCGGUCGACCAAAAUGGCCACGAUCGCCAGACCACAGGCGGCAACACGCCUGUAGCCGAGAGUUGGACAGCCGAGGGCAGUAAGGUGCUUGGCGACAAGAAUGAGCAGAGUGCUGCUCUCGAUAUUGUCCAGCCCAAGGCCAGCAGCGUCACUGUGAGCCAGCAUGACCAUGCAGGUCAGCUYGAGAGCAGUGAACUGACUGGCGAGAAAGCCGAGGGCAGCAAAUCGAAAUGCGGGAAGAGCGUACGGUUUGCUGCUGACCAUAUUGGCAUUCCUGGCCCUAGCAGCGUCGUCUCCGGUCAAGAUGACCACACCGACCAUUCCACAGGAGACGCUAUGCACGGCAUCCAGGGCGGCAAAGACGAGGAGAGCCUUGGAGUGCAUGGCGGGAACGUUGGGAGCAGCGGAGUGGUCCGCGGGGAGAAUGCGGAGAGCACCGCUCUCAAUGCCGUGAAUCCUGGGCCUAGCGUCGUCGUCGUGGACCAGUCAGUUCACGACAACCAGUUCACAGGAGACGCUAUGGUUGGGGUUGAGGCGGGAGAGCAGCCGGUGAUCCAGGUCCACCCGAGUGUAACUCCUGCACAGGAGGAUUCUACACCCGAGGAUGCAAUGGACAUGGAAUCGACCGCACCUGUUGAUGGAAUGGACCUCGAUGCCGAAGAUUACGGCAUUCUUGCGGACAUUGACGGGACGAAAGACGAUUCCGACAGUGACAGUGAUAUGGAGGACCAUGAAUGGCAAGACGACGAYGAAGAAAUGGCAGAGGACGCCGAUCUAUCGAGAAUGUCGCAGAGACCAUCUCUAGCUCAAGCAUCGUCGUUCCAAACUCCGCUUCCAGGCCUCUUCUUGUCUCCAUCACGGAACAAUACCCUAUCGAUUGCACCGAGCAACCCCUCUGCAUUUACGCCCGACUUCGAUAUGGUCGAUACCGGUCUGAAAGUACCUGCAUUCAACUCGAAUCGGUCGAACCCGACUCCUCCUACACCUGCGCCUACAACCAGCGCCAAGCUCCCAGCUCUACGCCAACCUGGGUCUGCCUUCGAUUUCAAUCUUCCGGACGCGGCUCUCCCUGUACCUGCAUUUGGAUCUAAUCUGUUCAAUCCAGCUCCAUUUGCACCUCAGCUUGGGCCUGCAUCCAAUGCCAAUCUUUUGGUUCCAGAUCUGGUUCCACCCACGCAUGUGCCUGCAUCCAACAUCAAUGUUGUGGAUCCAGCUUUAUUUGCUCCUACACCUACGCCCACGCCCGCAUUCGACACCAAUUUCGUGGAUCCAGCUCUAUUUGCCCCCAUACCCACGCCUGACACCAAUGUUAUGGAUCCAGCUCUUUUUGCACCCAUACCCACGCCUGCAUUCGACACCAAUCUUUUGGAUCCAGCCUUAUUUGCCCCCAUGCCUGAGCUUGUAUCCAAUACCAAUACUGUGGAUCCAGCUCUAUUCGCACCCAUCCCCACGCCUGCAUUCGACACCAAUCUUUUGGAUCCAGCCUUAUUUGCCCCCAUGCCUGAGCUUGUAUCCAAUACCAAUACUGUGAAUCCAGCUCUAUCUGUACCCACACCUCAGGCCACGUUUGACACCAACCCAUUGAUUCCAGCUCCAGGCGGCACGGGCAAUAACACCGUGCAAGAGCGGCCAGACAACGACACUGUGCCAGAAGCGACAGAGGAUGAUUAUUGGGUCGUGAAGGAAGAGGACCGAGCACAGAUCGUCCCCGAGAACGUCGCGAAAUGUCGCAAAAUCGCCUCCAUGAAGAAGAACUUGGUGCAAGAUGAUAUCGCGGCACGAUUGAUGAGUGCGAUGGAUCCAGAUGGUGUUGAUGACCCUGUAUUGCAGGACAGAAUUGUAAACAACAGGGACUGCUUCUACCAACCGCACUCCGGAGACAAGUACUUCCGCUGCAAACGCUCAUUUGAAAAGGGCCAGCGGUAUUGCUGUGGUGAUCCAAAGCGAUAUGACGAUGCUGGAAACCUCACGAACGCGUACAUCCACGAGGACAGGGUCAAGGCCGCGGAUUUGAAGCUUUGCGUCGAGUGUCAUUUCGAAGACCAUGUCCGGGAUGCCACACAAGAGGAGCCUGCUCCAGCUCCUACCACAGGCCAGAAGCGCAGCCGCAAUGUCUUCAAGAAUAUUGAGUCAACGAACGCCCCUUCAAAAGCGAGUGCUCCUUCAACAGCGAGUGCUCCUUCAACGGCGAGUGCUCCUUCACCAGCAGCUAUUCGCGCAAAGGGCCUUUUCUCACCCAAGAAACCCACCGGAUCGAGGCGCCCUGCCAAUCAUGAGCCUUUGCAACCUCCUCCACCACCCGUCCGGGGUGAUGGAGUCUGCUAUUGGAGAAAACAUGAUGGCGAUGCCAAAUUCCCAUGCAAGCGUACGGAAAACCCCCGCGAGCCUUGUGUGGGGGAUCCGCAGAUUUACAAUCCUCGGGGUGGACGGAUAACAUCUGUUGGAGAGUCUCAUGCUGAUAUGAAAAUGGCUUACAGGUCGAAGAUUUGCAUUGAGUGUGAGUUGGAGGAGCAGGACCUUGAUCAGAUGGCGAGAGAUAGGAAUUGA